CAUCUGGAGUUCUGAGGUAUGGGAAGAAAAGAAACAACUUUACACUUUCCUUGACUGUGCGGAUGGUAAUCUGGGCUGUCGUGUUUGUAGACGUGUUUCUGCGCUGUCAGUUUUGAAAAGUCAGGGUGUUUCUCUGUCUUCUGAGUGGAAAAAUUACAGUGUUGGGUACAAUGGAAAAACUCGAGAGCAACAGCUACGAUCUUUGAGAAAAAAGAUAGCUGAACACAAGAAAUCCAGCGCUCAUAACAAGGCCACUGCAUUGUUACAGCAGAACACAGAGGACAUUAUUGGGAAAUGUGUUGACAGUGCAAAAAGGCGAGAUCACGAAACUACCUGUAAAAUAUUUUCUACUGCUUACUACCUUGCAAAACAAAAUCGACCCUAUUCUGAUCACCAGGCCUUACUGGAACUGCAAGAAAUACAUGGUGUUAAUGUGGGAACUGGUCUUCAUUCCAGAUACAGCGCCACUCAAAUUAUCAACCACGUUUCUGAUGAAAUGGUCAAAAAGGCCUGUGAGAGAAUAAUACACAUCGAUGGAAAAAUUGCUGUGUUAAUUGAUGAAUCAACAGCUCUGAAUGGUUCCCCAGCACUUAUUGUGCAUCUCAAAUGCGAGACAGACAAGACACGUGACCCUCACUUCAUGUUUUUGGAGUUAGUUGAACUUUUUGAUCAGUCAGCUGAGUCCAUAGUGUUAGCGCUUACUAAGUGUCUUCAAAAACACGGGUUUGACCAUGCAUACUUACAGAAGAAUCUUGUUGCAUUUGCAAGUGACGGUGCAAGUGUAAUGCUUGGGAAAAAAUCUGGUGUGGCAAAACGAAUUUCAGACAUGUACCCCAACAUUGUUGUCUGGCACUGUCUAAAUCACAGACUCGAACUUGCAGUUGCCGAUAGUGUUUCUGAGACUACUGGCAUGAACCAUUUUCAUUCUUUCAUGGACAAGCUAUACUCAGUCUACAGUAGAUCAGCACUAAAUCAGCAAGAACUCCGAAAUUGUGCGAAGGAACUGGAUGCUGUCUUGAGGAAAAUUGGUCGUGUACUGGAUGUGAGAUGGGUUUCCAGUUCGUUCAGGACUGUCUCCGCUGUGUGGGAAAGUUUUGAAGUUCUGUCGACUCAUUUUAAAGCUGCCGUAAGCUCUAAGCGGACUUCUGCUGAAAGAGCGACAUACAGCGGUCUACUGAAAAGGCUGUGCUCGCCAGAAUUUCUCAUUGACCUCGGAGUUAUGUACGAUGCCUUAUACGAACUUUCACUGCUGUCAGAGAUUCUCCAGAAACGGACUACUACAUUGGUUUAUGCAGAUAAAAUGGCACGUAGAACAGUAAGGAUUUUUGCAUCCAUGAAUGAGAAUGUAGGUACAAAUACUCUUGAAGCGCAGAUAGCUGCCAUGGAAGGAACAUUUAAAUCUACAGUGCUGACGUCGAAUCCCAAACAUGUAAAAAUAAAUCAUAAACAAUUCCUUACCAAACUCGCCAAUCAUAUGAAAGAACGACUUUUUACAACCACUGCAUCAAAUGAGAAGGCUUCUUCCGAGGUGAAUUGCCAAAAAUAUGAAAGUCUUCUUUCUGAGCUCUUGGUCCUGGAUCCACACCACUGGCCUGCAGAACUACCCCAGGGUUAUGGCGAAAAUGAAGUUGAAAGAUUGUGUCGGCGCUUUCAGCUAAAUGAACGUAUUAUCAAAAAUGCAUUUCGAGAUUUUAAGGAGAACAACGGAAGAAUUCCAGAUGAUUUAGCUCCACUUAUUAACUGCACACGUGUGAUCCCGUGCAGUACUGCUGAAUGUGAAAGGGGAUUCAGCCAAAUGAACUUAAUUAUAACUGAUCAGCGUUCCAAAAUUUUAAUCAAACAUGCUUCAGCCUUAAUGUUUAUCAAGCUUCAUGGACCCCCUUUGAGACAGUGGAAUCCAAGCCCUUAUGUGACCACUUGGUUGCGACACAAUCAUCGAUCCGCAGAUGACAGCCGUACACGGGUGGCAGCUCCAAUUUCCAGCGACUCCCCUGACGCUCUGUGGCAGUUCCUAUAGUUGACUAAAAACAACCUGUGAUUGGUAAGUGCAACUUUUAAUUUUCUAUAGAGAGGGGAGAUUUUACAGAAAUUUGUUAAGUAAAAUAUGUGUUAUAUUAUUAUUAAAAAAAAACCCCGAUUAAAUCGCGUUAAAUGGAAAGUGGGCGUAACUGUUAAUACCUCGUUAACUAUUUAAUUGAUUCUCAUUGGGACCGCUCCGCUACUUUUUUUUUUACCACUACACCACUGGCUGUAGGGAUCCACCACCAUCUGAGCACAGCGGCACAGCGUGACGAGGAGGAAAAAGCAGAGAAGCGAGAGGAAGAACAGAGCCACGCCCCUGUCCACGUCGACGGGCAGCGCGGCAGGG
Messenger RNA from Acipenser ruthenus (sterlet), 2368 nucleotides. Its product is annotated as E3 SUMO-protein ligase KIAA1586-like. The coding region runs from base 497 to 2017 and encodes 506 amino acids. NCBI's taxonomy places the organism in Eukaryota, Metazoa, Chordata, Actinopteri, Acipenseriformes, Acipenseridae. The transcript is spliced from 2 exons. The record is from RefSeq and is a predicted model, not a curated record. Gene Ontology annotation, molecular function: protein dimerization activity.